Molecule: messenger RNA, 1887 nt
Organism: Encephalitozoon cuniculi GB-M1
Lineage: Eukaryota; Fungi; Microsporidia; Unikaryonidae
Product: transketolase
Exons: 1
Coding region: 1-1887 (628 amino acids)
Biological process (GO): pentose-phosphate shunt
Cellular component (GO): cytosol
Molecular function (GO): transketolase activity
Source: RefSeq, marked provisional
AUGGACAACGUAAAUAAUAUUAGAACACUGUGUGCAGAUAUGGUCCAAAGGGCUAACAGCGGGCAUCCGGGAGCACCCCUUGGACUAGCACCGUUUGUUUAUAUUCUGUAUACAGAGUUUAUCAACUUUGAUCCUGACGAUGAGAAGUGGAUAGGACGAGACAUAUUUCUGCUGUCGAAUGGCCAUGCUUGUGCUCUCCAGUAUGUCGUGAGCUAUCUCAUAGGACACCUGAAUAUGGAGGACCUGAUGAAUUUCCGGCAGAUUGGCGGAAGAACUCCUGGACACCCAGAGAGGAAGUAUCCAGGUGUUGAGUCGAGUACCGGGCCGUUAGGCCAGGGGCUAGCAAACGCCGUUGGCUUUGCAAUAUCACUGAAAAAGCUUGGGGAUCUGGGGCUCUUCAACCGUGUAUAUUGCGUGUUUGGGGACGGAUGCUACCAAGAAGGAAUGGGACAGGAGUCAUUUUCAUUGGCUGCAAACCUUAAGCUAGAUAACAUAGUCUUCAUAUAUGACUUUAACAAAACAACAAUAGACGGGCCGACAUCUCUUUCUAUGAAUGAGGAUGUUGCCCAGAGAUUCCUGAGCCUUGGAUUCGAGGUUGAUAUUGUUGAUGGAGAUGAUCUGGAUGGAAUAAGAAAGGCAUUAAGCAAAAAGGUUUCAAAACCAAUGGUCAUUAUUCUGGAAACAAUUAUUGGGCGUGGAAGCACUGUGGAGGGAAGCUGCAAGGCUCACGGGGCACCUCUUGGAGAGGAUGGAGUAAGAAGGCUUAAGGAGAAGUUUGGGAUUCCUGCUGUGGAUUUCUAUGUUUCUCCGUCGCUAAUGGAGAAGUUCAAGAUUCUUAACGAAAAAAAGCGGAGAAUAAGAACUGAAUGGGAUGUGAAGGGGAUCAAGGCCAUCACAGUCAGGGAAUGGACGGAUAUUCAGAGGAAGAUGGACUCGAUCUACAAAUCCACAUACAAGGCACAAGAUGCCCCAAAAGCCACCAGGAAACACUUUUCUGAAGCCUUGAAGGAUCUUAAGGAAGUAAGCUAUCUCAUUGGAGGAGCUGCAGAUUUGCAGUCUUCAGUGUUGACAAAGAUAGGGGGGGAUGACUUUAAUGCAGAAAAUCACAACGGAGGAUAUAUCAACUUUGGAAUCAGAGAGCAUUGCAUGUGCGGUGUCAUGAAUGGUAUUGCAUCCCACGGAUACUUUCUCCCAUACUCAGGAACCUUCCUAAACUUCAUUUCAUAUGGGUUUCCGUCUGUCAGGCUUGGAUGUAUGGACAACCUGAAUCUUUUCUACGUACUAACCCAUGAUUCCAUAGGUCUUGGAGAAGAUGGUCCAACACACCAGCCAAUUGAGGUUUUAUCCACUCUAAGAGCAACACCAAACCUUAUUACAAUGAGGCCAUGCGAUGGAACAGAAGUCAGAACUUCGCUGUAUACCGCGUUAACCAGGGAAGGUCCAAAGGCGGUGAUUUUGUCCAGGCAAAGUGUUCCCGAAAUUCCUCACACCGAUAUGGAAAAGGCCAGGAGAGGCGCAUAUUACCUUGUUGAGGUAGAAAACCCGGAUCUGAUAUUACUUUCAACGGGGUCCGAGGUCCAGAUAUGCUACGAAGUGGCCGAAGCCUUAUCUGACCUCAAAAUUUCGAUUGUAUCGUUCUUCUCUUGGGAGUUGUUUGAAGAACAAGGGGAGGAAUAUAAGAAGCAUAUUCUCAAAGACGUUCCAAAGGUCAGCAUUGAGGCCUUGAGUACAUUUGGUUGGACAAAAUACUCCGACAUGCAGAUAGGAAUGACCACCUUUGGGGCAAGUGGAGCAUGUAAGGAUGUUUACAACCACUUUGGAUUGAAUUGUAAGGAAAUCUCAAAAAAGAUAGUUAGUUUUCUCAAUAAACUUUCCAAAUGUUUAUAG